ACACUGCUGCUGUGGCCUGGAUUUUCCCGCAUCUGUGCCUCUCUACGACUUGCUGCUGAUGCUCCUGGAGGUCAGCUGUGGCUUGGAGGCUGAGACCGUGGAUCCUGGGUUCGAAUCAGCUCUUGCGUCUUACUGCGUGGGCAGAGCGCCGCCCUGCUGGCAGAGCAUCCCCCGGGUCGCGCUUUCCCCGAGCGGCGAGCUGAUGGGGAUGGUUUCCCGGGAAGGCCCUGAGCCUGCGCAGUGCCUCUGCCCUUCCCUGGCUAGCCUGCAUGCCAAGGAUGUGCUUCGGAGAAAGCACAAGAGGAGGAGCCGACAGCACCAGCGAUUCAUGGCCUGGAAGGCGCUGCUGCAGGAGCAGGGGCUGCUGAGCAUGUCCCCAGAGCUGCGAUCCUCCCCGCUGCCCGCGCCGUCGGGGGCGCUGCGGGGCCCUGAAGCCACCAGCAGCGGGAUGCAGCGUCAGAGGAAUGAAUCCAGAGGUGCCUCAUGGAGCAGAAAGCCCACCCCCACGGACUCUGCGGGGCCCUGGCCCAGCAAGUGCGUGGCUAUCGACUGCGAGAUGGUGGGCACGGGACCCAGAGGGCGGGUGAGCGAGCUGGCCCGCUGCUCUGUGGUGAGUUACCAUGGCGACGUCCUCUAUGACAAGUACAUCCGGCCUGAGAUGCCCAUCGUGGACUACCGCACCCGCUGGAGUGGCAUCACUCGGCAGCACAUGCGCAAGGCCAUCCCCUUCCAGGUGGCCCAGAAAGAGAUCCUCAAGCUCCUGAAGGGCAAGGUGGUGGUGGGGCACGCGCUCCACAACGACUUCCAGGCCCUCAAGUACGUCCACCCUCGGAGCCAGACCCGGGACACCACUUACGUGCCCAGCCUCCUCCACCAGCCCGGCCUCCCCACGCGCGCCCGGGCCUCCCUGAAGGACCUGGCCCUGCAGCUGCUGCACAAGAAGAUCCAGGCCGGCCAGCACGGGCACUCGUCGGUGGAAGACGCCGUCACGGCCAUGGAGCUCUACCGGCUGGUGGAGGUGCGGUGGGAGGAACAGGAGGCCCGCAGCCUCCCGCCCCGGCCCGAGGACCGAGAGCCCGACAGCAGCACGGACAUGGAGCAGUACAUGGAGGACCAGUACUGGCCCGAGGACUUGGCCCAGGCCCCCCACGGAGGAACGGGGGAGGCCCAGGACUGAAGGGAGUGAGGCAGGAGAGGCUCCCAGGCGGCCUCCAGCUGGAGCGAGUCGGGUGCAGGGGGGCCAGGAGGGCCCCGGGUGUGUCAUCCGCACAGGGCGGGAUGCGGCUAGCCUGCUGUUAGCGUCCGGGCAGUUGGGACCAUCUGUCCUCUUGGCUCCCUCUCCCAGGGGUGUUGUGGGCACUUACCCCCCACUCCUGGGGUUUGCUAAUGGCACUUUAUAUACACUGUGGAAAUGUCAGGUGGGCAAGCUCUGAGGACCCAGCCGGAGGAGGGCAUGUGCCAGCAGACCAGCCCAGCUGUCACUGGCCUUCCCCACCCCCAUGCUGUGCUGUCUAAGGGGUGAUGUCUCCUCCCUGGGGUGUCAGCUCAGUGACUUGGGGUAAAGGUCUCUUCUCUUACUGCCCUCUCCCUUCCUCCACGGGCAUUGUCCGGUUCAGAACGAAUGUGCCCUGAACCUGUAGAGUUAAGGCCAGUCUAUGGGACAUUCCUUUCCUCUCUCUCUGAACUGGAACUCUGGCUGUCGCCAUCAUAGGAACUCAGUGCUCGGCUGCGACGGACUGGCAGAGCCCACAAGCUCAUGGGGAGCUGGCACCAGGAGUCACCAGGCACAGUUCUGAGAGGAGGGAGAGCGGCUAAGCUUUGGGGGGAGACCCUGGCGUAUUAAUUUUGACCCAGCUCGGGCACUAGGCUCUUAAGCACAAGCCUGAGAAACAAGACAGCAGUUUGACUUCUGGGACCCUGUAUGGAGCUACCGCCAAGGGACCUUCUUUAUUAAGAGCAAGGCCCCCAGUGUGUAGGGGGGCAGAGUGUGUGUCCAUGGGGCGAGGGCCAGGCAGGGGCAGCCGUGCAGUGUGUCCACACUCGGGCUCGUGUCCCCUCGGGCACUUGGAUCCACAGUCAUUGUGGUUCUUGGGUUUUCUCCAACUCUCUAGAUACGUUCUCUGUCAGGAUCUCAUCUGCCACCCCUCUUUCCUUGUUUCCCAAGGGGUAGUGUGGGAAUAUUGAGGUUAACCAAGCGCUCAGGUCCGCACAGACCUUUGCGCCCCAUCUUUGCUUGCCACUUAAUAGGUGUGAGACCUUGAGCAAGGAUGUGACCUCACUCUUGAGCCCGUUUCCUCCUCUGUAAAAUGGGGAUGAUGCCACAGCCUACCUCACAGGGCUGUCGUGGGGAUCAAGUGCUGACUGCUCAGCACAGUGCUCAAGGACACAGCAUGGAGGUGCCGGGGAGCCGGGUCCUCACUGCUCCCUGCGGCUUGGUGACCUGUGUACGCUCAGUGUCCCUCCUCUGCGUGCAGGAAAUGGCAGUGGUUUUUAUGUCACUCUGACCCAAGCAGCAGGGCGGGGAACCGAGAGACACUACUGAAACCACACUAUUUCCAAGGUGUCUGUCCCCAGCUCCUUCCCGCCUGCAGAGCAGGGAGCCGGCAGAGGCAUCGACCUCGGCUGGCCUGCUCCAGCGCUUUGUUCUGGACUCCUUCCAAGUCUGUAGCUGGCGCCAGACUCGCAGCCCAGCGGGGCCGUAGUUUUGAUUCUUUGGGCUCUGGGUCGAAGGAAGAUGGAGCUGUUACAAGUGGGGAAAUGUACUGGGUUUAAAAUCAGCUUUGUUGUAAAACCAUUUGUUCUGGAAUAAAAAUUAGAAAAGGGGG
This is a messenger RNA of Ailuropoda melanoleuca (giant panda), 2825 nucleotides long. It is a transcript of the gene AEN, whose product is annotated as apoptosis enhancing nuclease. Lineage: Eukaryota; Metazoa; Chordata; Mammalia; Carnivora; Ursidae. Gene Ontology annotation, biological process: intrinsic apoptotic signaling pathway in response to DNA damage by p53 class mediator. Gene Ontology annotation, cellular component: nucleus. Bases 59 to 1177 code for a protein of 372 amino acids. The record is from RefSeq and is a predicted model, not a curated record. Gene Ontology annotation, molecular function: nucleic acid binding; exonuclease activity. The transcript has 4 exons.